Messenger RNA from Pseudo-nitzschia multistriata, 2206 nucleotides. The record is from the annotation of a GenBank genome assembly. NCBI's taxonomy places the organism in Eukaryota, Bacillariophyta, Bacillariophyceae, Bacillariales, Bacillariaceae.
CUCCCGAAAUCAGUUCAUCUCAGGUACGAGUACGAGUACGAGUAUGCCAAAUUCCGAUCGUUUAUUUCGCAAAUCAUGAUGUUAUUGUUCACAUUCAUCAAGCCAUGAAUAAAGCAACUACGGCCGUGUCAUCCUUUUUAUUGAAACCUUGUCGACGUGUUCUGUCGGUAACUGAACUUCAUUCAAUUUAUCCAAUUGCCACUGGUUCCUUCCAGAGUAAAAAACGCAACAACACCGCGGCCAUUUCGUACCGAUCCUUUUCAAACACAACAGUUAGUUACAAGAUGUCUUCUUCAAACCCCUAUGCCAAAUACGCUUCCUUAGCCGAAAAGGCCUGCGAAUUUCUUACGGCUUCCCCGGAUCCUUUCUACGUCGUUCAUAAUUGCGUCGCCAAGCUCGAAGCCAAUGGCUACACCAAGCUAAACGGGUCUCGCCCCUUCACCGGACAGUUAGUCCCAGGUGGCAAAUACUAUUACGUCGUCGACCUAACAACCCUAGUGGCCUUUUGUGUGGGUCCGAAACUGGACGUCGAAAAAGAACCCUUUGGCUUCCACAUUGUCGCCGGACACACGGGUACGUCCAACAAACAAAAUGGAUUUUCCGAAAUGGAUAGUUUCCGAUCAUCUCUAACCGCCUGUUUUUUAAUCCGACCCGUGUCGUUCAAUCUCUACUGCAUUCCGAAUCGACCUACUAACUACUAGAUUCUCCCAAUCUACGAAUCAAACCCAGAUCCAAACGGUCGGCAUCGGGAUGUACCCAGCUGGCAGUCGAGACCUACGGGGGUGGUCUCUGGCACACCUGGUUCGACCGCGAUUUGUCGGUCUGUGGCCGCGUCCUCCUCCAGGAACCACAGGCGGUUUCCGAAAGUGGCCGGAGCAUUGUAAACACAAAACAACGAUUGGUCAACCUCGAGGAUCCCAUUGCCCGAAUUAGCACCCUCGCGAUCCAUCUGCAAUCGGCCGAGGAGCGCAAAGGUUUUUCAGUCAACAAGGAGAACCAUACGGCUCCGAUCAUUGCCACUAAGAACACCGGAGAGGAAAAAAUAGGAUCUCAAUCAAACAAACAAGCCGGAAAAGUUCUGGAACAAGAGGCAAGCGAUCAAAUCAAUGCAUUGUCUAAGUGGCAGGAAUCCCAGGAGCCUCUCUUGCUCAAGGCCAUUGCCGAUAAGCUCGAAACAACUGUGGAGUCGAUUGUCGACUUCGACCUCAGUCUCUAUGACACCCAGGGUGCAGCUUUGGGGGGCAUCAGCAAAGAAUUUCUGUAUUCGGCCCGCUUAGACAAUCUGGCAACGGUCUUUGCUGGCCUAGAAGGACUAGUAUCCUUUACAAGCCCAAGCACCGACGAAGGAAUCGAGGCUCUCAACAAUUCAUCUGAUGUUUCGGUGGCCGUCUUUUUUGACCACGAGGAGGUUGGUUCGACCUCAGCUCAGGGUGCAGGCUCUCCUGUUAUGCAGGGUGCUAUCCAAAGGAUUUCGGCUGCUCUCUACGGGGGUGCCUCCCCAAGUCCAGACGUACACCAGGCGUGCAUCAACAAAUCCUUCGUCUUGAGCAUCGACCAGGCCCAUGCGAUCCACCCCAAUUAUUCUGCCAAACACGAAUCCAAUCACGCGCCGACACUCAAUGGUGGUUUGGUCAUUAAAACCAAUUCCAAUCAGCGGUGCGUGAUGAAAGGAAAUGAUCGCGAUAGUUUUGUAAGAAAUAUUGCAGUUUCAUGACCGGUUUCUUACCAGCUUUUCUUGUAAUUGUUUUUUUUAAUGGUUAUCCCGCGUACAGAUACGCUACCAGUGGCAUUAGCGGCUUUGUGGUGAGGGAGCUAGGACGUAUUGCGGACAUUCCAAUCGAUGAAUUUGUCGUAAGAAACGACUGCGGAUGUGGGAGCACUAUUGGUCCCACCAUCAGUGCCAGGACAGGAAUUCGUGUAGUCGACGCAGGCAUGCCACAACUCUCGAUGCAUUCCUGCCGAGAAGUGAUGGGCAUCGCUGAUUUGUCUCAUGGUAUCGAUUUGUUCCGGGUAUUUUACCAGAAAUUCCGCCAACUCGACGGGAGUAUAUGUCGCGAAGUAACCAAGUAGAAAGACCAAAAUAACAAUAGUAGACAGAAUUCUGCUGUCAUGGCUGAUUGGAUAGACCUCGUCUCAACAGGGAGCAAGAAACAUGCCUUUGGAUCAAAUCACAAUUCGAAACAACGAAUAGAGUAAAAGAAAUUGG